This is a messenger RNA of Lactuca saligna, 315 nucleotides long. The record is from the annotation of a GenBank genome assembly. NCBI's taxonomy places the organism in Eukaryota, Viridiplantae, Streptophyta, Magnoliopsida, Asterales, Asteraceae.
AUGCUCGCUUCUAUUUCUGCCUCGAGCAACGUUCUCCAACAAUACAGGAAGCAUCCGUAUUCAGGUCCGAGAGAGCUUACCCUAGCCAUGGUUCACUCUAUUGAUGAGGUUGACAAACCUGCAAAAAGGGGUAAGAAAGCGGAAACCCAAAAAGAGGCACGGUUUUCCAAACCAACCAAGGAGAAAACCCCUCUGAAGCGAAAGUAUGAUCAAGCUGUUACCUCUCCUCCCAAACCGAAGAAGUUGAAGAAGCCUGCUAGGAGGCUAAUACUACAAUCUUCCAGUGACUCAGAUUCUGAGUAUGUUCCUCCCUAA